ACGACGAAAUAUCGCGUGACUUCCAUUACCGUCGAGAGGGGUUGAUGCGAGGAAGUGGAAAUCAAAAUGAUUGAUGAAGCUUUUUAGAAAAACACAUAACAAGCGAUGUUUACUUUCACCAACUGUCGACCUAUCGAGUAGAACGCGAGAGAAACAACCAAGCCAUACGCUACCGUUCGGCUACCCCCAACGAGCACGGUAUAAGGCAGCCCAAGGGAAUUUUUACAUUUCCGAUAGCUGUUUUUGCUAAAUAUGCUAACGCUAGCGUUAGCUUUGUUUACAUCAAGCGCGCGCCAGGGCUGACUUGCUAGCUUACUUGCUAACCAAGCAAUAUAUCCACUUUAGUAAAACUCCGACGUAUAUAUUAUUCAACAACAAAGAGUCAUCUGGAACGUGACUAUAUUAAUUCCAUGGCCGUGUUGAGACUUUCGUGCGAAGCGUUUAGCUGACACCGCGAGCUAGCUACGCAAUGCCAACCGUCCCUUUGACGAUGGCUCCGUUUACGUUCGCUGUUAAUGUCGAGCGGCGCUACGGAUAAUGUGAGCUAAUUAUGACAACAUCUAAGUGACUUCAACAGGUACUUUUUUGCAUCAGAAGGAUCUCUUGAAGCGAAGCUCAAAUAAAAGGGGGACCGGCGAUGCUAACGCUAAGCUAGCCACCUGCUGAGCUAGCGUGCAGCGAUCACCGCGUUAGCAUGCUAGUUCCCACACGAUUGUGACACGAAACGCUCAAGUGAGUGCCUGCUGUUUAUUUUUUUUAUUUCUUCCCAUCCACCCCGAUACUGGACUAGCUUUAAAGCCGGCAGUGAGUGUGUGAAUAUUUGACUUCCGGAGGUGGCGAUGAACCCAGUCAACGCGGCCGCCCUGUACGUGUCCGCCAGCCGGGCUGUGCUGCAGUGUGACCCGCGGCAGCCGCACACUUUCUCCGACAUGUACACCCUGCUGCCCUUCUUCCGCCAGUCGCUUGCAUGCCUCGUCUGUGGUAAGCUGCUGCAGGAUCCCAUCUCUCAGAUGCAUCCCGAGUGUCAGCAUUAUGUGUGUUUGGGCUGCAAAGGCCAGAAGAUGCAGAUCAGGCCGUCGUGCAGCCGCUGUAAGGACUAUUCCGGCUUCCAGGAGAACAAGCAGCUCUCCCUGCUGGUGCAGCUCUACAGGAAGCUCUGCUUCUAUGUCACACACUCGCCUCUGCUGCAGUCCAUCAGUAGCCACGCCGGCGGCAACCCCGAGGUCAUGGCCCUGCUGGAGGAGGCACUCACGUCGCACGACCAGGAGAUGGAGGACGCCGGCCUGGAUGAGCCAGAUCACUCCGCUGUGGAGUCCCUGACCCCCACGGAGGCGCCGCCCGUUCCCGCCGAGCUCUCGGCUGUGCCGCAGAGCUCCUCGUCUGACCCGCCUUUCUCCAACGGACCGCAGGAAUGCAACGGAGAACUCCUGGAGAGCCUGGAUCCCUCCUCUCCUGAGCUGGAAGUGUGCGAGCUGAUUGAGGAGCAGCCCCCGGUGGGACUCUCCGUGUCCGACACCGCGACCCUGGAACUGAGUCUGACCACUGGACCCUUUGCCCCCACUACGGGCACCGUGUGCUCACUCAGGGAUGGGGACUUGGGCAGCAGGGAGCUGGAGGAGGGCGAGGUGCUGCUCCUCAGCGUGGAGGAGGUCCUACAGACGCUAGAUCCCCUGCAGCCCGGCCCCGACGCUCCUCACGUGCCGCCACAGAGGACACACACUCACACGCACAUAUCCACGGACAGAACGCAAAUGUACCUGCAGCUGGAGCCAGCGCACAACUACACACAGGUGCAAACAGAUAGGACUCACAGCCACGGAGCCCCCGCAUACUCCUCUGCCUCAUUUGCUCCACCUGUGGCUUGCAAACCGCCACCCGUGCGCCUUAAACGCAAGCGAUCGCGGUCAGAGAGCGACAGGGAGAAGGUGAAGCCCCUCCCCAUCGCCUCCAUCCUGCAGGGCUCGUCCUUGCCCGUACCGACGCAUCACGCCACUCACGCCCUGCACGCUCAGCACCCCCCUGCCACGCCCUCCUUAAUCGCACCAGCGCACACCUACUCCUCCCUCCCGCUUAACGGGGCGCCCCCCAAGAGCAGCCGACCCGCCCAGAACCACAACAAAGGGCCCCGCAAGCACGGCGACCUGGGCGGCAAGAAGCCGCACGCAAAGGCGCGCUCCAGCGGCGGCGCCAAGAGCAAGGAGCGCAGCAAAGACCAGCGACUGCAGCUGUCCAGCUGUCUGGUGCCCCCGGCCCAGGUCAGGCCCCCCUACAAGAAACCUGUGGAGAAGAAAGGCUGCAAGUGUGGCCGCGCCACCCAGAACCCUUCUGUGCUCACCUGCAGGGGGCAGCGCUGUCCUUGUUACUCAAACCGCAAGGCGUGCUUGGACUGCAUCUGCCGCGGCUGCCAGAACUCCUACAUGGCAAACGGCGAGAAGAAGCUGGAGGCCUUCGCCGUGCCCGAGAAGGCGCUGGAGCAGACGCGUCUCACGCUGGGCAUCAACCUCACCAGCAUCACGGCAGCAGCGGCGCUCCGCAGCCCGGCCGGGAGCAGCAUCCGGGCCAACACCCUUCUCAACGUCGCCACGGCCACCGGCACCCCCGUCACCACCGCCUUCCUGUCACCCAGCCCGCCGCGGGACCCCUCCUAUGAGGACAGCCUGGAGCUGCUUAUCGGCUGAAAGGCGGGGGACUCCUUUGUUUUUUUUUUUGUUUUUUUUUAAACGGGAGAACUCUCGGUGCUGAUUGAAUGUUACUUACACAGCCUGCACCUCCCCUCCCUGCCUGAAGGGGGCGUGGGAGGCAUCCAUGGCAGCUAUGGCUUGUCCUGUCAUCUGCUGCUCUUCUUCUUCUUCUUCUGAGUAGUGAGACUAGCAUGGGUGUGCCAAAGCCUCCUGUAUUGUGCCUGUGUGUGCGUGCGUGCGUGUGUGUGUGUGUGUGUGUGUCGUCUGUAGUUAAUGGUUAUCCUAGAGGUGCUUUAGUUUUCUUUUUUUUUUUUUUUUUAGUUUUUUCUCCUCACAGGCUACCGUAGGAGGCAGAAGGACCCUCACACCAGGUGUCAUUGUAGGGCUGGACUUUUCCAGUGCAUCCAUGUCAUCACAGCACUUGACUGACCCGCAAGCACUUAUUGUCAUUUAUUAUAACGAGCAUUGGUUACCAGAGCAAUAGCAACACACACACACACACACACACACACACACACAGCUGUUUACAGUACUUGCCUCUAAAUGAUUACACUGCAAUGUUUUUUCCAGCACGAGAUUGUACACCGCUGUGUGUCUGUAGAUUCAACUCAAGCCAUACAUGAGUUAAGACACCGCUAUGUUGUUGCGGCACGGCCGUAAGACCGCCACAUGUUUUUUUUUUUAUGUCUGCCAAGAGAUUUGGUACCAUUUUUCUGUUUUAAAGCACCUCCAGGUUGUUUGUUUGUGUGUGUGCGUCUUGUCGUCUUCACUGUAACCGCUACAUGUGACGGUCCCAAAAAAAAAAAGACUGUAAAUGAGCGACAGAGUGAGGACUCUUGCUAUAGAGCAUCUUCGUUCUCUACUUACAAGACGUAGCUGAUCAGCAGAUUUAAUGUAAUCUACCCAUAUGUGUGUCUGUGUGUGUGUGUGUUUGUGUUUCUUUUUGGGCAUUACUUGAACCCCCACAUCCCCCCAGGUUUAGUUUUUAGAUCUUUUUUUUUUUAUUGCUAAAAACUCUUUUUGUUCAAGGAGUGCUGAAACAUUCACUGCCAUAAUAUGGAAACAUGUCAUGCAAACGGGAAUUAAAUGAUAGUUUUUUACUUUUUCAGUCGAGCGUCUCUGUGUACACGUUGUUUUCAUGCGCAGCACACAGGUGCGCAUUUGCAAAAUGAGACCUAAACACCACACCUCAAGUAUAUAGUGAUAAUAGCAAUAAAUGUCUACAUUCAAAGAGACCGGAGAACAUUUGGUGACCGCUAAACAUGCUUGUAAAAACUAGUUUGAUGCCAUGCCUCCGUUAAAUCUCUGCAUCCAUUUGAAUGAAUAAAUGCCGUGCCUCAAAUAGAUGCGUAAAUUGCCCAUGUGUAAAUUCUAAAACAUUGGAGAAAGGUUGGUGACCACUAAACAUUGUAACACUGCUCUAAUUGAUGCCAUACCCCACACAAAUCUGUGGAUACAUCCAUUUGAAUAAAUAAAUGCCACACCUCUGCUAAACAUGGUGGAUAAAAAAUAGAAAAGAGGUCCUUAAUUGGUGGCCUCAGCUCUGUUAGCGCCACGCCUCAAUUAAAUGGUUGUUUGCAUGCAUUUGAAUCAAACACUGCACCUCAAACAGGUGUGUAAAUUGGUCAUGUGUAAAUUUAAAAAACCUGAAGAAACGUUGGG
This is a messenger RNA of Dunckerocampus dactyliophorus (ringed pipefish), 4343 nucleotides long. RefSeq names its product MSL complex subunit 2a (gene msl2a). The transcript has 3 exons. NCBI's taxonomy places the organism in Eukaryota, Metazoa, Chordata, Actinopteri, Syngnathiformes, Syngnathidae. Gene Ontology annotation, cellular component: MSL complex. The record is from RefSeq and is a predicted model, not a curated record. The coding region runs from base 840 to 2678 and encodes 612 amino acids. Gene Ontology annotation, molecular function: ubiquitin protein ligase activity.